This is a messenger RNA of Cryphonectria parasitica EP155, 392 nucleotides long. RefSeq lists its product as uncharacterized. Bases 187 to 345 code for a protein of 52 amino acids. NCBI's taxonomy places the organism in Eukaryota, Fungi, Ascomycota, Sordariomycetes, Diaporthales, Cryphonectriaceae. The transcript has a single exon. The record is from RefSeq and is a predicted model, not a curated record.
UUUCGCCUGCUGGACUACCUGUGCUGCUAAAGCUUAUACCCCUUGAUCUGAUGUCCGUGGCUUCCGACAAGGUCCAUCAUCUCGUUCUCCUAUUUGCCUUCUUUCGCCUCCUGCACUCAAAUCACGAGGGUUGGGCCAUUAAAAUAUCCAUGAUGUUCCUCAGAAGAUGCUUCCAGACAUUCCAUUAUGCUUCUGCUGCUGCCGCCGCUGCUGGUGUGCUGGGUUCAAAUGUCUUGGUGUGCCCUGCUGCAGAGAAAGAAAGAAAAAAAAGAGGAAGCUAGGAAUCCAGAAUGCCAUGCUGCCCUAGAUACUGCGCGUGUGAGCGGUGUUGUAUCCAAGCUGUAAGUGGCGGGCUGGAUCUGUGUUUCGCAGUCAGGCGAGCUCAGCCUCCC